AUGACUAACGAACUUCAAACGAGUCAAUUCCUCACGACAAAAGGCCCAGUGCUUUCUUCGAUUUGUCAUGUUUUACUCAAUCCACUUGACCAAAACGUCGUAACAAAUGCAGAUGUACUUCUAGGCUACAUUCUUGCACAAAACUCUUUUGAUGGAUUUGUCGACUUUUGUUUACGUCACGAUUUUGAGUAUGGCUACUCGAGUCUUUCUGAUAGCGAAUUUUUCCUGCCGAUCUUCAAUUCCUUUAGUACGAGGUACUUAGGCAAUUUGGUGAAUUUAAUUAGUAAGACGGUGAUUGAAAUAGUUCAAGACGAGAAGUUCUAUAUUGACGUUCCGACGUUAUAUUCGCAUGACACGACCUCGUCGCUGUUUCUCCGGUCGAUCGACUCGUUGGUCCACAUGUCGUCGAUAGUCCACACGAUCAUAUUAAGUCACAUUGAAUAUUUAGAACCGUUGUUGGUGUUUAUGAAUGUCAUCCCGAACACUUCCGAGGACGUGGAACCAAGAUUUGUUAAAGACUUGGUGUACUUUGUUGUGUCCUCUUCAUUAAAAGAGCGCUCGGAAUUGUGUCGAAUGUUUAAUGCGGAGAAUAGUCUUGAGACGUCAACUCGACUUGAAUUUAUUAGUGGAGUCUUUUUGGAGAUGUGGAAUCCUUCACAAGGAUUUUUACAGGAAUUUACUCUCCCGUGCGUGUUGCCAGAAUUUGGAGAAAGACUAAUAGUCGGUCUCUUGUGCGUGGAAAAAAAGUCCACGUUUGUGGAGGAAAGUGAAGAACUGGGGUUUAUCGAAUUACUACAAAAAUACUAUUGUUCAAUAGCUCUUUUACUAUCAACACAAACAGCAAAUACACUGGCAAAAGCAAUUGGAAUGGACAAGUUCUAUGUGAAGGAAUGCGUUCUAAUGGGAAAAAAACUGCAUUAUGAAAUUGAUAUGAUCACGUGUUCUAAAAACAGCGAAUUGUUCACAAAAAUUCAAGAAUUUGAUACAACAAAAAAAAAUUGUAUCGAUUCGAAAAAAAAUCAAGAAGAUUUGUAUGAGAAGUGGUGCGAAACGAGAAGAAGCAACACAAAACUAAAACAAAUCAAAUUCUCAAAUCUGGAGAUCCAAAGUCAAAGCUCAAGAGAAAACUCAUUGAAAAGUGAAGGCGUCGACUCAAAUAGCGAAAAAAUCUCAUUCAAAUAUACACCAAGCAGAAAUUCUUUAAAGGCAGAUUGGAUGUCUCCUAAACACCCCGAAUCCCCCAAAAAUAGUAAACUUAUUAUUAACGAAAAACCAAUGUUGGAACUUAAACCUAAUAGAAAUUCUCCUGUCAAAACAUCUUCAGCUAUUUCUCUCACUACAGAACUCCCACGAAAAAAGAAAAGAAAGAGAUCGUUUGUCGAGGCAAUAUCUUGUUUGGCUACUUUCGGACCAAAAAAAGACUAA
Molecule: messenger RNA, 1425 nt
Organism: Entamoeba invadens IP1
Lineage: Eukaryota; Evosea; Mastigamoebida; Endamoebidae
Exons: 3
Coding region: 1-1425 (474 amino acids)
Source: RefSeq, a predicted model, not a curated record